This is a messenger RNA of Exophiala oligosperma, 1718 nucleotides long. RefSeq lists its product as uncharacterized. Gene Ontology annotation, biological process: siderophore biosynthetic process. The record is from RefSeq and is a predicted model, not a curated record. The transcript is spliced from 2 exons. The coding region runs from base 289 to 1626 and encodes 445 amino acids. NCBI's taxonomy places the organism in Eukaryota, Fungi, Ascomycota, Eurotiomycetes, Chaetothyriales, Herpotrichiellaceae.
CCUAGGUAGCGUCUGACAGUGGUAGCUUACAUCACGCCUCUCUUCCCACCAGUCUAUUCGAUCGUUCGUUCGAUGUCGCUCUCAUUUGGUGAUCGACACACUCCCGCGCUCCAUCCUACUCCUCCCCGUCUUGGAAAGCUUGCCCUCCAGACGUUGCUGUCCUCAACCCCUACCUACAAUUGACUAUACCGCCAUCAAGUUCUGACCUGAGUAAGACCAACUCUCCUUUCCUUGUGGUAAUACAACCGUACUGUCCGUAGAGUCAUAUCCAAUUACACUUGCACAACAAUGUCUUCAACAUCGAAACCGCCUUUCAAUUAUCCGCCUGUCAAGUUACCACAUCCAUACCUCACGGCAUAUCGAGUUCAAGCCAUUGGACAGUCGACGCCUACCAAGCUCACCCUGGUCCAGGAAGGCCAACCAUCAGGAACAAAAGCUUUGCCCAAGCCGUUGCACGCCGACACACUCACAUGGACUGACCUCUCCUUCAGCCCAAAGUCAGAAUGGCCUCCAGUUUCCAACAACAGUGCGUGGGCACGAGCACGUCGGAGUCCAAGGACUAUCUUUGAAUGGGCUGAAAGUAGUACGCCGACACUGGGACAAAUCUGGAACGUGGUCCAUGCAAUAUACCUCGCUCACCCUGCAAACGAGUAUUUCAGACUUACUCUGAACGGUUUAGGCAAGGAUGUCGUACGCCAGGAACUCCUCACGACCGGACUGGCAAUCGAAUACCCCCAGGCAUGGCGACCUGGCGACGACAAAGACUUUCGUUCCGACGAAGUCUUGGUUUUGAGAAGUUCAUUCUGGCAGGGCGCCGGUUCUCCUUUGGGUCCCCGCCCAAUCUGGGCAGUCGGCGACGGCACAGAUGGUUCUCUGAGAGAACGUCUGGACCAGUACGCCAUCAUGCCCGAGAACUACCACUUCACCAUGAAAUUCCCCCAAGAACCAAUCUACACCCGGCACCCGGUCCGUCGACCAAAGCCCCAUCCAGGCUCGAUUGCCUACAGCCGCUACAUUCCCGAGCUCGACGAGCACUUCUCGCUCGAAGUGGUGGACUGGCAAAACGCAGAACACCUCGGGCUCUUCAACACGUGGCAGAACGACCCGCGAGUGGCCCAGGGCUGGAAUGAGACCGGCACACUGGACCAACACCGCGACUACCUCAAAAAGUUAUGGUUUGAUCCUCAUGUUCUGUGUCUGUUUGGACGAUUCGACGACCGUCGCUUUUCAUAUUUUGAACUUUACUGGGCCAAGGAGGAUCAUUACGGGGCUCAUUACGACGCCGGUGACUACGACCGCGGGCGACACUCUCUGGUUGGCGACGCGUCGUUUCGAGGAUCCCACAGGGUGAAUGCGUGGUACUCUAGCUGCAUCCAUUACUGUUUUCUGGACGACCCGCGGACCGCCAACGUCGUGGGAGAGCCCAAGGCCGCGGGAGCAACCAUCUUGUCGUACGAACAGUCCCAGGGACUCGUCAUCGGCAAGUACGUGGAUCUGGGUCACAAGAGGUCGGUUCAUUCAGUGUGUAGCCGGGAAAAGUGGUUUCAGUUGUGUCCUCUGUUCUGGGACGGCCGAGAGCGACCUCUAGAGUCGUCGGACCGUGCGGCGUGGAAUGCAAAACUUUAGGGUUUGGUCAUGCUUAUCUAUAGGAUUUGGACCAUACCAAAACCAAAAAAUAUGAUUCUUUGUCACGACGUCAAUAUCAAGCCCAUUUUGGC